AUGACCCUGCCUCAGGUUGUUGAAAGCCAGGAUGAUCUCAUCCUGCCCAAAAAAGUUCCUAAUCCAGUUCUAGAGUCUUCAAGUCACAGAAGUCUGCACAGAGAACUACUGUUAAGCCACAAAUGGGGGCUGCUCCCUGAAGAAAAGCCAGAGCUCCAACGUGUGCUGGAACAGCGGAGGCUGGAGCAGCACAAAGAGAGGGAGGAGGCCCUACGACCUCGGUCUGACCUGGAGCGGAAGCUUCGCAAGAGGAAAGAAAGAUUGCUAGCGUAUGAACUGGAGGAGAUGAAGCGCAGGAAAGACUUGGAGAAUGUUCCAGAAUUUGUGCGAGUGAGAGAGAACCUGAGACAUAUCCAGGUGUCUGGCUAUUAA
Chanos chanos (milkfish) is the source of this 372-nucleotide messenger RNA. RefSeq names its product protein FAM107B. The transcript is spliced from 3 exons. NCBI's taxonomy places the organism in Eukaryota, Metazoa, Chordata, Actinopteri, Gonorynchiformes, Chanidae. The record is from RefSeq and is a predicted model, not a curated record. Bases 1 to 372 code for a protein of 123 amino acids.